CUAAAGACCUGUUAAUUUAGUAAGUCUCUAAUCAUUGACUUCUACCUUCUCUAGUCUUCUAUACACCAUUUGGUGAGAUAAAUGAUUUCACGUCUGUUGAAGAACUCAUCAUCUCUCUGAAGAAAAAAAUGGCAUCACAAUCUUCAAUCCAGUUCAUUGAUGCUGCACUCUUCUUCCCCACAACUUUCCCUCUGUCCUACAUAGACCCUGACCAGAAAUGGCUGAUCAGAUCACACCUCUUUUCCCUCCUCCAGAACUUCCCUUUCUUCCGCCCUUCGAUGGGUGCUUUCAUCCACAACGAUGGCGCAACCGCGAACCUCCUCAAUGCCACCGGUGACCUCCAGGUCUCCCGUUCGACCCCUCCGGUCCCCCUCACCAUCUGGCUCCAUGAGAACUAUCCUCACGUGGCGCCUAUUGUUCUUGUUUCAUCAAAUUCCAUGUACCCAAUCCAACGCGACAACCCGUUUGUUGAUCCCUCCGGUGCAACCACAUCCCCUUACCUCCAGAGUUGGUUCCAUCCGAAAUCGAACCUCUUUGACCUUGUCCACAACCUCGUUAAGAUAUUUUCCCACAACCACCCUUUGUUCCACAAUUCCAAUCUUUCCACCUUAUCCCACCCUUCUCUUGUUUCCAAAAUGGAGGCAAUGGACCGACUUUCGUGUACCCUUCACUACGACUUAAUGGCAUUUAGAGCCCAAAGCGACGAGGAAAUAGAGUCGUCAUCGGCCCUCCAGGGUGAAAUGACCAAGAGAGUGGACAUCACGAGAAACAUGAUCGUGGGGCUCGAGCACGAGAAAUCGAAGUUGAAGAGGAGAGUGAAGGAACUGACAGAGCAGGGGGAUGUGCUGAUGAACUGGUUGAGAGUUCAUAGCAGGAAAUGUGAUGAUGAGGGGGAAGAUGGGUUUGAAUGCGUGGAUGAGGCGUCGAAAGCAGUGCUUGAUUGCUUGGCAAAAGACAUGGCUUUGGAAGACUUGAUGUAUGCAUUGGACAAGGCAAUUGAACAAGGGGUUGUGCCUUUUGGGGCUUACAUUAGGCAAGUCAGAGUACUGGCCAGAGAGCAGUUCUCCCACAGGGCCAUGGUACAGAAACUGAAGGGGUCUUGAAAUUGCUUGUUCGGCCAGAUUGAUAGUAGUAUUAUGAAUGGACUUUACACUAAAUGUAGUUGUUUGACUAUUGGAUAGGAAUCAGUUUGCUUUGAAUCGCACGUAUUUUUUCGCAAAACAAUGUAGCAUGGUUGGUUCGGUGAACAAGACACUCUCUUGUCAGGUGCGGUACGUGCAUAUAAAUCUCUCUCGUGGUACAAACAAUUCCCCAUCAUUUUUUGAGUUUUUUUUCCCAUUUUAGCUCACCAAUUCAGUUGGGGUUGGAGUCUUAACGCCGCAAUCCGUCUCUUCUAUUAGGACUUUGGAAGAUUUUUUUUGGGUACUAAUCUAGAAAAAAAAAAAGGAAAAUAGCAAGAGAACAGUGUCCUGUUUUACGAAUUGAGAGUGUAGAAGCCAAAUGUUGAUUGGUUCUCUGUGAUUUGUAGCAAUAAUCUGUGCACUUAACUAAUGAGCACAGCCUGCCUCCUAAACAAG
Messenger RNA from Rhododendron vialii, 1577 nucleotides. RefSeq names its product protein ELC-like. The record is from RefSeq and is a predicted model, not a curated record. The transcript has a single exon. The coding region runs from base 129 to 1103 and encodes 324 amino acids. Gene Ontology annotation, molecular function: ubiquitin binding. Gene Ontology annotation, cellular component: ESCRT I complex. NCBI's taxonomy places the organism in Eukaryota, Viridiplantae, Streptophyta, Magnoliopsida, Ericales, Ericaceae. Gene Ontology annotation, biological process: protein modification process; endosome to lysosome transport; protein transport.